GGCUGCGAGCCCCCACGCGGCUGACGGUGCGCUGUCUUCGCAGAUGGGGGCCGCCCCAGGACCCUCACCCACCCCACCCCAGUCACCCUGAGGCACGUGGCCUGGGAGCUGCACCUCUUGGCCGCUGCCUGGGACGUUGACCUUCCGGAGGGCCAUGGAGGCUGGCGGGGAGAAGGGCGCCACUUGACCGCCUGGGCCUGGACGCCUUCUCACUGGCGCUCACACUCCGGUAACUUUGCAGUGCUCAUGGAUCUGAAGACGGUCCUCUCCCUGCCCCAGUACCCGGGGGAGUUCCUGCACCCUGUGGUGUAUGCCUGCACCGCAGUCAUGCUGCUGUGCCUCCUGGCCUCCGUGGUCACCUACAUUGUGCACCAAAGCGCCAUCCGGAUCAGCCGGAAAGGCCGGCACACGCUUCUCAACUUCUGCUUCCACGCGGCUCUGACCUUCACGGUGUUCGCUGGCGGCAUCAAUCGCACCAAGUACCCAAUUCUGUGCCAGGCGGUUGGCAUCGUGUUGCACUACUCCACGCUCUCCACCAUGCUGUGGAUCGGAGUGACCGCCAGGAACAUCUACAAGCAGGUGACCAAGAAGGCCCCGCCGUGCCCGGAUGCAGACCAGCCACCGUAUCCCAAGCAGCCCCUGCUCAGGUCCGGCCCUAACCAGCCAUGUGUCAAGGCCCGGGCCCAGGACUCGGAGUAA
This is a messenger RNA of Carlito syrichta (Philippine tarsier), 699 nucleotides long. RefSeq names its product adhesion G protein-coupled receptor A1-like. The coding region runs from base 247 to 699 and encodes 150 amino acids. NCBI's taxonomy places the organism in Eukaryota, Metazoa, Chordata, Mammalia, Primates, Tarsiidae. The record is from RefSeq and is a predicted model, not a curated record. Gene Ontology annotation, molecular function: G protein-coupled receptor activity. Gene Ontology annotation, biological process: G protein-coupled receptor signaling pathway; cell surface receptor signaling pathway. Gene Ontology annotation, cellular component: plasma membrane; postsynaptic density; glutamatergic synapse. The transcript is spliced from 5 exons.